GACGAAGGGCACUGACAUACGCUGGCAUGGCGAGGACGAAGCAGCGGCGUCCAGAGACCGGGAGACGUUCAGUGGCUAGAGUAACUCCAAAUAAGAAUCGAGGGGGAAGCAAAGGAGUGCGCUCUCCAGGAGGAAGAGGAGCUGCAGCAGGCACUGUGACUAGGACGCACAGAUUUCGACCAGGCACCGUUGCUUUGAGGGAAAUCAGAAAAUAUCAAAGGAGUACAGAGCUUCUCAUCAGGAAGCUACCGUUUGCACGCCUGUGCCGCGAGAUCACAAACAUUUUCGCUCCGGAGCCCUUCAGGUGGACAGCAGAGGCUUUGCUUGCCAUGCAAGAGGCCACAGAGGACUUCAUGGUGCACCUGCUAGAAGACUGCAAUUUGUGUGCCAUCCACGCAAAGCGCGUGACCAUCAUGCCGAAAGAUUUGCAGCUGGCGCGGCGCAUUCGAGGACCCUUGGCAGGUGUAUCAUCCUACUGACUCAGCAGGGAGCCCCAUGGCUGGCGCGGAGAGACUGCAAAUGCCAUUUGUAUGGCCCAAACUGCAGCGUUGCCGGACAGCUUUUCUGAUCAUGACGGUUUCUUUGAUGAUACAUGACCAGUCUUUCUGGUGUACAACAAUGAUCACUGGCACACUUUCCUUGUGGGGCCAACGAUGCUGGCAGCGUUUUAGGUGGGCUCAUUGCUGUGUUCCUGCAAUCUACAAAAUGCAGAGGAUGCCAGCAAGCCUAAGCAAGAACCGAUGACAACAGCAUGGCAGAGGAAUGAGAAAUUCAGUCGGCAAAUUUGUGAUAAUGAGAAUGUAAUGGGACAGGCAAUC
Coccomyxa subellipsoidea C-169 is the source of this 818-nucleotide messenger RNA. Its product is annotated as histone-fold-containing protein. Gene Ontology annotation, molecular function: protein heterodimerization activity; DNA binding; structural constituent of chromatin. The coding region runs from base 27 to 479 and encodes 150 amino acids. Gene Ontology annotation, cellular component: nucleosome. NCBI's taxonomy places the organism in Eukaryota, Viridiplantae, Chlorophyta, Trebouxiophyceae, Coccomyxaceae. The record is from RefSeq and is a predicted model, not a curated record. The transcript has 6 exons.